Messenger RNA from Chelonus insularis, 5699 nucleotides. RefSeq lists its product as uncharacterized. Gene Ontology annotation, cellular component: plasma membrane. Gene Ontology annotation, molecular function: guanyl-nucleotide exchange factor activity. NCBI's taxonomy places the organism in Eukaryota, Metazoa, Arthropoda, Insecta, Hymenoptera, Braconidae. The coding region runs from base 70 to 4770 and encodes 1566 amino acids. The transcript is spliced from 13 exons. Gene Ontology annotation, biological process: positive regulation of GTPase activity; Ras protein signal transduction. The record is from RefSeq and is a predicted model, not a curated record.
ACCGCCACAGUGUGCGGAUUGGGGCGAAUUCUCGGCUACAUCGGCGGAAGACCGUCGGUGGGGGCCACAAUGUCGCAGUCUGGUUCUGGAGAGCCAAACGGUAACCAAGGCGAGAGUCCUGGCCAACUAGAUACAAAUCACCAGCAGUCUGAUGUGCCAAAUAAAAAUGGUAUUGCAACUAAAGAAUCUAAACCGGACAUGUCCAAUGGCUUUGAAAAUCGAACGGUGGAUUAUGAGCGUUUGGCACAGGAAAGAAAUCAAACCACUCAGUCAUCAAUAUUACGACCUCAACAACAAUAUCCUCCUCAUACUACAGAAUCUUCAACGAUGGAUUAUACGAUUCCGCAAACUGGCAUCUACCCUACUUCCGUCAGAGCUCAGACAACAAUGGGUCAGCCGGAGGAUCGACAUCCACUCGCUGGACAACUUCCUGUACAACAAUAUCCACCGGAGAAAGCUCAAUUGGACCGCAUUACUCAUGUAUCGCAAACGGCUACGCAGACGGUUCCUGUUCAAACACAGCCGCACUUUGCUCCAGAUUUUGUACCCGAUCAGAAUCAGUUUCCGCAGAUUCGUGGUCAAUUUGAGGUCAGAUCGCAGAUGUACUCGCAGCAGGCAGGUCAGUAUGGCGAUCGUGUUGGCUACGUGACAAGAGACGUCACGUACAGAGAUUCAGCUCUUUAUGCACACGCUCCAAGCGCUAGUAAUGCAGUAUUCACCGGAGCAAGUGGAGGAUAUGUUACAGUUCAACAUGGAUCGCAGUUGCCAUCUCAAUCAGCAAGUCCACAGCCUCCUCCUUUUUAUCCGGGGGUUAUCAUGACCGCCCAGCCAUCUGUCUCGCAGAGUUAUGGACAAUUUGCAGGACAGCCUCAGUACCAUUACAGUCAAUAUCCACAGACUUUAAUAAACCCCAUUCCAUAUAAUCCUCAUGCUCCUAUAUAUCCUGGUCAACAGUAUAAUCAACAAACCUCUCCUAAUCCGCAAAGGUAUUCACAGGAAGUAUCUCAGUAUCCCGGUCAGCCUAUCAUUCAACCAAUCGCGCAAAAUGUAAUUACAUCCACAGACCGGCCAGGCAGUGGGCGUGGUCCUAAGCCUAUAGUUCCACCAAGAAUCAAUUCAAAAAUCACAUCGGACGCUGGAUUAACUAGAAAAACAAUUACUGUUGAUAUUCUGGGCUCUAAGCCAGCGGUUUUACCUCCUAAAUAUGAAGCUACCAAUCAAACUGUUCCAACUUCGCAAGAAGCAGCUAUUAUUGUUUCAACAGUUCCUGUCUCUGUCUCUGACAAUAGGUCCUUUCUUGCUCCUUUAAAUCAAACUCCUCGUACUCGUCAAGACGGUCUCUAUGUUGAUUCAAAUAACGAUCAGUCAACUAGAGAUAAAAUUGUCGAUACGAUGGCAAGUGAAUGUGCAUUGUAUGUUUCUCGAUCUGAACAACGUAAGUCUAUAUCAGUGGACGCGACUACUAGUGUACAAAGGCGAAAUGAUACUAUUACUUUUACGUUUCCUGGAGAUACUUCGGAUGUGUCAAUAACAGCACGUAAGCCACCAGCUGUUGAUAAAAAGUGGAUAGAAAAUACUACUCAAGUGUUCCCUAAUGAUCAAAGAAGAAUCGAACCAGCGCUUCGAGUAUCCUCUAUGACGUUCGAUUCACGACAAGAAAUAAAAAAAAAUGUUGCACCUGAGGUUGUUGGUAAUAGGAAACCUGAAUGGGGUAAUACAAGUCCUAAUCAACGUUCAACAGUAGCCCAAGAAAAUAGACGAUCAGAUUAUUUUGAAGAACAUCGACGAUCACCAAUGCCAAUGGAUCAAAAACGUGUUGAUGAAGUCAGACGAUCUCCCAUGCCUUUUUUGCCUAUUAGAGAUUCAUCUGCUGAUCGAGCAGCACAAAAAAGUCCAUCAUUUGCUAAUCAAAAUUUUGAAAAAACAAGACAAGAAUUGGUUAUUUGGGCAGAACAAAGACAACGUCAAGAUAUAGAGAGAAUUCAUCAAGGUCAAGUAUUUACUGCUAGUCCCAGGUCACGAAAUCCAUCUGAAGAACGUCGAGAGUCGAGAGUCAUGUUACCAGUUGAAGAGCAACGUGCUAAAGUCCCUCAAGUUGCUUUCCAACCAAUACCCAACAUCAGUCAAAGUACAAUAAUGGAACAACGACGACAUUUGCGUCAUGUUAGUGCUGAUUUAACCAAACACAUGGAAUUGACUCGUAAGGAUUUUGAAGAUCAACCAGUGACUGGGUCGGUUGCUAAUCUUGUACCUACAAUAAAUACUACUUCUUCUCAACGUGCUAGUCCAAAUCUCUGCCAUCAGUUUCCAGCGAUGAGUGAAGCUAAACUUGACACUAAGACUCUGCUGACUGUUGUAACAGAUUUUGGCGAAAAUCCAGUUAAACCACUAGAACAGUCGGAUCACAUUAUACAUAGUCAUAAGAAAAGUCAUGUGUCGACAAACUUGCUUACUCACAGUAAAAGUCAAGUGGAAAAUCUUCAAAGUGUUCAAGCAGAAAAAAAUGAAUCAACUUUAAGUCAACAACAACAGCAAAUACAUAAUCAGCAGAGUCUUGAUAUAAUUGCAGAAAAGCUAAGUCAAUUCGAACGUCAGCAGAGUGAUUUGCAAGCAAGACUUCAAUGUUUACAGAAUCAAAAUCAUCUCUUAGACCAAGUUGCUCAAUUCCAACACCAACAAGCAGAUCUGCAAAGUCGUUUGCAGUGUCUUCAGGAUCGACAAGCCUCUGAAAAGUCAUUAAGACAAACCAUAGAAUUACAACAAAAAAGUGUGCUGGGUGAUAUUCAUCUUUUGCAAUUGAACAAUCUCACUGAUCAAGUCCCUGAUUCAUCAAUAGACAAGCAAACUGAUCAUCAGCAUUCACAUCGGAAUCCUAAUAAUGCUUAUCUAUCAACCAUAAACUUUCCUAGUCAAAUGUGCCAAUCAUUGACAUCUGAGAGAUUAUCACCACGAGUGCAGUUUGAGACUCCUGAUAUUGAGAGAACUUCGCAAAUUUCAUUAUCGAGUAACUCACAUUUCGAAAGGAACGACUCAGCACGAGGGUCUUUACAAUAUCGAUUAUUAUGCCCGGCAGAUGUGUCUGAGAAUGUGAUUGCUGCUAAUUCAUCUACAUCCACUAUUCCCUCUAGUUCAUCCUCGACUGCUGGAAUCACGUUUUCCGGUACUUUGAAAAAAGUGCCUCCAGAAAAACCACCACGAACGUCACUCAUCGUCCAGUCACCUGAAUCAGAGAGUAACCGUAGCCAGCCAGCCAUUGGACUCAAGCAAACACCUAAGGCGAGGCCGACUAUAUUUGGAACCGUGGCGUCCGAUCUCAACCCAAAAGAGGGCAACAGUCGAAGGAGCUUACCACAAACUCCAGCCGGAGGCAUUGGGGGAAAGGGAUGUGGCGCCGGCAUUGGUCCUGGCAUGGUCAACGGUGCUGCCGUCGACCACCAGGACAUUCGAGACGGCAUCGCCAUAAACACAGAACACGCGUUGGUUUACCGCGAUGGUAACCUCGUGUCUGGAUCCCUGGAGGCGUUGGUACAGCACAUGGUACCUACCGAGGAUUAUUAUCCUGAUCGAGCAUAUCUCUUCGCUUUUUUGCUGAGCGCAAGACUCUUCAUCAAACCCCACGAGCUUCUUGGGGAAGUUUGUGCUCUGUGUGAGCAUCAGCAAAACCUCAAUGGCGAGGGCGGCAAAGAACGGCUCCAGAGAUUCGUUCCAAGACUUCUUCAACUUCUGGCCGAAUGGACAGAGACAUUCCCUUAUGACUUUCGGGAUGAACGAGUGAUGGCUCAUGUCAAGUCUAUCACCCAAAAAGUGGCCGCUUUGGACGAUGCUGCACGACAAGAAGUCUCAGCUCUUCUCCAGAAUUUAUUACUACGUCUAACGGCUCUUGAAAGAUAUGAAGAAGGACUUGCUAGACUAGCCACUGAAGCUACCACAGAGCAACUCACUCAGGUUGACGUAACUGAACUGUGUCCUUCGGCAACUGUGUUAGCACAACAAUUGACCCAUGUCGAACUGGAGAGACUCUCAUACAUAGGGCCUGAGGAGUUUGUACAAGCAUUUGCUAAGGAAUCACCUCAUCUAGAAACCUCCUUCAAGGACAUGAAAAAAACCAGAAAUCUUGAGUCUUACGUUCAGUGGUUCAAUAGACUUAGCUAUUUCGUUGCUACAGAAGUGUGUAAACACGCUAAGAAAAAGCAACGAGUUCGAGUAGUGGAGUAUUGGAUUGAAACUGCAAGGGAAUGCUUCAACAUAGGCAACUUCAAUUCCUUAAUGGCAAUUAUAGCUGGACUAAACAUGUCUCCUAUUUCACGCCUUAAAAAAACUUGGUCAAAGGUCCAGUCUGCAAAGUUUUCAAUUCUCGAGCAUCAAAUGGAUCCAAGUAGUAACUUCAGCAGUUAUCGUAGCACACUAAAGGCAGCAAUGUGGCGAAGUGCUGGAGCAACUGAUGAAAGACAAAGAAUCGUUGUACCUUUCUUCAGUCUUCUCGUCAAGGAUCUAUAUUUUCUUAAUGAAGGCUGCAGUAAUAAGCUUCCAAAUGGUCACAUCAACUUUGAGAAGUUUUGGCAGCUUGCCAAGCAGGUAACUGAGUUCAUAGCUUGGAAGCAGGUGGCCUGUCCUUUUGAAAAAAGCCCACGGGUCAUAGCAUUUCUACAAGCCAGUCCAGUACUAUCAGAAAAUGCACUUGCUUUGGCUUCGUUUGAGUGUGAACCACCUGACAACAAUCAAGAGAAAGAACGUUAUAAAGCAUUAAAAUCUGAACUGAACGCUCAGUGAAAUCAAGUUACAUAUGAAGAGUGGAAGAGAUACUGAAAUAGAUAUAAAUAUUAAUAUAUUCAUAAAGAUGAAAAAUAUAAUCAUAAAAGCAAGAAGAUAAUCAUUAAAGAGAAUUAACGGAAGAAUUAAGACAGGCUGAUCAAAGAAAAGUCGAAGCCAAAUUGAAUAAGUUCAAUUCAAACAGAGUUGCUCCUUCAAACAAUUGUUGGAACAAUUUUUAAGCAGUAUCAGUUAGUAUUAAGUGUUAUUAUUAAGUCUACGUUUAUCUGCAAGACGGAAUCUCAAAGUUAGUCAAAUUCAUAAUGGAAAAUGAAUCAUUUCCAACUCCAUAUUAUAAAGACAUUGAUUUAAUAUUCGAUUCUAAUUUUGAGAUCCUAUCAGACAGAAAAUUUUUGUACAUAAAUCUUUUGAUAUAACGUUUGUCGUUUAUUAUAAUAGAAUGUAGAGAAAUCAGUGGAUUGGUUGGCUAAGUUCAACGAAAUUUCAUAUAUCCACUUUAAUUAUUUCAAGUGUUGAACUACAAAGACAAAACUUUCUUGCUGAUAAAGUAUUAAUUAGUAUUACGAAGAAUAAGCAAGUUCCUCUUAAGAGAAUAAAAGGAAAAACAAAACAGAAAAUUGAGUAUAACGAAAUUAAACGAUGUCACGAAUACAAAAUAAUCCCAGUGAUUUAUUGAUAAAUAACGUUCAAGUUUACUAACUUCUCUAAGAGAAGUUUAUUCAUCGAAAUCAACUUUUUAACAUAUUAUAGGGACCAAGAGAUCUCUUCUCCUGGGCUUAGAAUACGCACGGUUCAGUCAAAAACAUAUAAUGAACUCUAUAAAAAUAUCAAAAUUCUUUGAAAACUUUUUAAUAACUGAUGAAUAAAGAAUUUUUUUACAUUGAAAAAAUAUACUCGAGUUAAUAUAAAUUUUUAUUACAAUUUUCCAA